CGAUCGCGAACUUAUGCGCAUUGCUUUUGUCUGUCUAUAUACUACGUAGUCCGCUGCACAAGUAAGACAAAGACGACACAACGGUUGUGUAACGGUCAUAUACUUACCUCCAUACCGACCUACAUACUUUGCGCCUGCAGAUAUCAGUCGCAUUCUCGUCACCGCUGUGCCUCAAAAACAUCAUCUUCUACUUUAUAAGCCUCAAAUUCACUUGGCUUCGUAGGCAUUCGGUAACAUCAGCGACGAGAUGGCUGAGAAAGUAGACGCCCAUAGACGGGGCCACCUCAUACACAGUCAUGCGCACGAGGAAACUAUCCCCGGGACCGUGAAUCUCAAGGCUGCCGAGGGUGACGACACUGGAUAUGGUCUCGCACUUUUCCCCGUCCCAGCCGAUGACCCAAACGAUCCUUUACAAUGGUCGAACUUCAAGAAGACGAUGAUUCUCAUCAUAUGCUCGUUCUACUCCUUCCUGGCCAACGCCGCCCUCAUAGGGCCGUCGCCUUACAUAGACCUCUGGGCUACGGAAUUCGAAAUCUCGCCCACGAAGGCGUCGGAACUCAUCUCUUAUCCGAACUUGGCUUUUGGGUUUGGCUCCUUGGUGUUCGUGCCGCUUUACUUGAAAUUUGGACGUCGGCCGGUCAUGCUUUUCUCGCUCCUCAGUUUUGCCGUUGGCCUGAUAGCCUCAUCCCGGUGCACAAGCUUUACUGGGCUUAUGGCGGCUCGCGUGGUCCAUGGCUUCGGUUCAUCGGUAUGCGAGGCUAUUCCGGUGCAAUUAGUUAACGACAUCUUCUUUUUGCACGAGCGUGGCAAGCGAAUUGGCUAUUACACCGUCUGUCUAUGCCUUGGUACUUUUGCGCAACUCCCGGCUGGGUACAUGCUUUCGGGCGGGUAUGGAUGGCGGCUCUUCUUCUACGUCGAGUUCGCGUUUGCCGUCGCGCUGCUCCUCCUAGCGUUUUUCUUCGUCGAGGAGACGUCCUAUGACCGGCAAGCAUUUGCAGCCGCCGCCGCCUCAGCAUCGCCACCGAGUGAGUCGGAGAAGUAUGAAGCGCAGGAGGUGGAAGAUGGAGUCCAGCAGACGGACCUCGCCGUUCCGCCGCGGAAGAACUUCACCCAGACAUUGAGUCUCUCGGGCAGAGUCGACCCCAACGUUCCCUUCUUCGCCACGAUUCUAAGAUCGUUUACGUAUUUCCUGGUGCCGCAGUCUGUCUGGGUCAUCACUACGUUUGGAAUCAAUAUUGGCCUAUCCGCGCUAGCAUUCUCGUACACGUUCCCUAUUAUCAUCACGGCACCCCCCUACAACUGGGCAGUGACCAACUCGGGGCUUUUUGCCCUCGCCGCCCUAGUAGGCUACUCAUUGGCUGUUCCUUUUACGUCAUCGUCGGACAGGCUCGCGGCCUACCUGACGAAACGCAACGAUGGAAUCCGCGAGGCCGAGAUGCGCCUAGGCGUUAUGCUCGGCCCCAUGCUCAUUGGGCCGGCGGGCACCGUGCUCUACGGGCUGAGCGCGGAGCUCAAGCUGCACUGGAUAUGCUUCUUCAUAGGCGGCGCCAUGAACUACUGGGCCGCGUACUUCUACUUCUCCUUCACGCUGGCCUAUGCCGUCGACUCCUACUUUGCCAACACAUCGGAGAUGCUGAUUGCCAUGAAUCUGGGCAAGCAGGCCAUCAGCUUUGGCUUUGGGCUGAAGGUGCUGACUUGGGUCAUGGAGAGCGGCUACGGCCCUAUCAUGUCAGGCGUGUUCGGGGGCGUUUUGCUAGCAAACAAUCUUGUCCUGCUGGUCUUUAUGUUCUGGGGAAAGCAGAUUAGGAGAUUCAUGUCCGAGACAUGGCUGGCGAGGUUGCAUUCGAAGAGUAUUCGGGAGGUUACAACACAUUAGUUAGGGAUGUUGCAAUACUAUACUGUAUCUGAAUGGGGAAAUAAGUGAGAUUGACAAGUCGAGACUGGUCUAUGAGGAUGCUGAUCCCUGAAUACGAGAAAGUGAUGGGGU
This is a messenger RNA of Hypoxylon fragiforme, 1987 nucleotides long. Its product is annotated as putative MFS transporter. Lineage: Eukaryota; Fungi; Ascomycota; Sordariomycetes; Xylariales; Hypoxylaceae. Gene Ontology annotation, molecular function: transmembrane transporter activity. Bases 248 to 1876 code for a protein of 542 amino acids. The record is from RefSeq and is a predicted model, not a curated record. Gene Ontology annotation, biological process: transmembrane transport. The transcript is spliced from 9 exons.